Molecule: messenger RNA, 3642 nt
Organism: Melanotaenia boesemani (Boeseman's rainbowfish)
Lineage: Eukaryota; Metazoa; Chordata; Actinopteri; Atheriniformes; Melanotaeniidae
Gene: fbxw9
Product: F-box and WD repeat domain containing 9
Exons: 7
Coding region: 520-2265 (581 amino acids)
Molecular function (GO): protein binding
Source: RefSeq, a predicted model, not a curated record
GAUGACGACAUGUUUGUUGGCCGGAAGUUAUGCGUUGAAUGACGACUGUCGGCAGUCGGUUUGUUUUUAAAAAUAGUUUUGCAAAAUUCUGGUGACAAAUAUUUUGGGCAGGGACACAGUUUGACGUAGACAGCAGAAGCAGUAGAACUCGACGCUAACCCACUGUCUUUACAGUUUUAUUUGCGUUAGUUACUUAUUUUGUUUCAGCUGGUUUUCUAAAUGGACAAAUCCAGUAAAGCUAAAUUUAAAAUAUAAAGAAAUAUAUUCAUGAGGACUAGCUACAAUUUUAUUUUCAAACUGUCUCUGCAGAUUAAUAUUUAGUUUAUAUAGUUGUCGCUAAAUUAAAUGCCAUAUAGCUGAUAUUUGUCGAGUUUUAUCGUCAGAUUUGGCUUCUGUAGGAAUUGUGUAAAACGACCAGAUAUUAGUGUUGUUAACACACAUCACAGUAGAGUGGUAGUUGUAAGUAAUGGUAUUUUCCCGCUCGUGAGUUAGUGGUCUUGUUGGGAGAGAAGAAAGGUAAUGUCUGAGGUUAGAGUUAACCUGCAUGAAGCGGAUGCAGAGACAAACGAAGACCAGGGACCAUGCCCUGAUCCUGUUAUUCCUACUGCUGAUGCUUCCACACCGGACCUGCAGGGUCUGUUAUCUGCUGUCAACUCAACCUCAACUGAUUUUAGCCUCUCACCUUCUGAACCAAGUGGUUUAUUGUCAUUACCAUGGGAGAUCUUAACCUAUAUUGCCUCACACCUUCCUGCUCAAUGUGUCAUCAAUGUGCUGCCAAAGGUCUGCCAUGCACUGGGAACUGUAGGUAAGGACAGCACUGCUUGGCAGCUACGAGCACAGAGGCUGAUCGGAUCAAGGGGGAGCUUUCCAGUUGGGCCGAGGGAGGACUUUGACUGGCCUACUGCUUGCCUAGAGAUGGAGCAGCUAAUAACCUGCUGGAGAGGGAAAAUGCAACAUGUAGCCAGACAGACCCAAGAGGAUGAGGUGGAAAGGGAUCAAGUGAGGCCACAGGAGGGAGAAGUGGUUGCGGAAAGACAGGAAAAUGGAGGGGAUGAGGUAGAAGGGGUGGGAGUGGCAGCGCAGGAAGUUGCUUAUGGUGCUGAUGAGGGGAUGGAGGUAGCAGUGGAAGGUGAGGAUGGUGAAAUGCAACCUGUCUUAGAUGGAGACCAAAUAGGAAGACUUAGAGAGGAAUUGGAGGAUAGAUUGGAAGAUGGUGCAGCAGCACUAAUAGAAGAUGGAGGGGUGGCAUUUCAAGCUGAAGUGGGGCAAAAUGCAGUUAUACAUCACCCAGAGGACUUGGCAGACCCCAGGAAUCGGGGAAGACAGGUAGAGAUGAUGCAACCUCAGUCCACCAGAAGUCCCAGCCCACACCCAGCACUGGAACACAUUACUCUUCCUUCAGGACACAUUGCCCAGGUCAACUCAGUCCUCCUACUUGGGGGAGAAGGAGCAGUUUGUGCCACAGGUUCCAGAGACUGGAAUGUAAAACUCUGGGAUCUUCAGGCAGGCUCCAGUGGAGCACUACUAUACACACUGAGUAAACAGGGUGACUUUAGCACCCAUCGGGGUUGGGUGUGGUGCCUUGCAUCUGAGGGUCCUCUGUUGGCCUCAGGGGGCUUUGAUAGCACAGUGAGGCUGUGGGACCUACAUGCAGGUGGUGCAGAGAGAGGCCUGAUCAGGACUGGGGCUGCUGUCCUUUGCAUGUCCUGUCAGACCGAUGUACUGCUGACUGGCACAUUUGACAAGAGGGUCAGCAUGUACGACACUAGAGCUUCUAAACAACUGAUUAAAAGCCUCCGUCUCCAUAGUAAUGCCGUAAUGUGCCUUGCUGCUGACGACAAAUACAUUGUCUCUGGGAGUAAAGACUGCACUGUGGCUGUCUAUGACCGCAGGGCAGGCAAAUGCUUGAAGAAACUCAGGCUGAGCUCUUAUCUGCUGUCCAUGAGCCACAGUGGUUAUGAAAUCUGGGCAGGAGACAACAGAGGCAUGCUCCACUCCUUUUCCAUGCAGGCAGGGUCUUUAAAGCUUUUGUCCCAGUUUGAUGUGGGACACACAGCUCUGGUCACUGGCAUCCACAGGUCCUUAGGAAGCCUUUACACCUGCUCGUCAGAUUGCACUGUCAAGAUGCAUAUCCCUUGUGCACCUCCGAGGACUUUAUAUAGUCUGCAUUAUCAGUCUGGAGUCCACGGGCUGAGCGUGGAGGCUGGAGUCCUCGCUGUGGCCUCUGGCGAUGGUAGUGUGGACAUCUGGAGGCCCAGAAAAUGAAACUACAAGAUCUGCAGUCUUUAUCAGGAAGACUUGAGGUGGAGACAAGAUCUGAAGCAUGACAGCACUUACUGCCCAGUAGUGAUGUGCAGAUUGAUGCUGAAAUAUUAAUGCCUCUGAUACCAGUUAUUUAUGUUCUGAAUGAGGUUUUCAUCUUAUAAUAUCAAUAUUUUAGUAAUUUGAGGUAAAUCUGUAGUUUAUCAUGAACAAGAACACAGUGGAAAGUAACUGUACUACCAGUUGGUAGGAACUACUUCUUCUUCUGUCUGCCAUAGUCAUAUAUGUGAAACAUGGCACAGCUUAGUGUUGUAGCACUAAUGAUCCGAAGUGCAUCAUUAGCCCACCUCUGUAACCACUAGGCUACCACUCCCCUAUUUUAUUUUAUUUAUUUAUUUUACUAUAAUUUAUUUUGAAUAGUACAAACAUUGUAGGCUCAACAAAAUAGAAAUACGACUGAGAAAUAUUUAAUAGACAAGUUAGAUAAAAUCAGCCAGCCUAUUUUGUUUGACUGAUUGUUAACUGAAUAUUAUAAAAUCUUAGUAUUGAUAAACUUCUUUAAUUAUUGUGGCAUUUUUUUAUUUCUGUAUUUUACUGGCUAUAGAAACAGCAUUCUAUACAAAACAGUGGGAGCAUGUGAACUAUAAAUAUCUUUUCCCUUCGUUUUAAAGGGAUUUUCCAAACAUAUUACGUUUAUGUACAAAGUACAGAUAUCAGAUCGGUAUCAUCAGUACCCGCCUGAAUUUUACUUGGUAUCGGAGCAUAAAGGAAAUCGGUAAUAUCGCACAUCACUACUUCCCGUCCUGCAUUGUGAUAUUUGUGAAUAGAUUGCUUAAUAGGGAGAAUAUUUAGAAAGAAAAAAUAAAGUCCUUGUUUAAUGGGCUGAUUUCAUAUAAAGAGAUAUACAGUCAGAGAUGAUUUAACAUGAAUCCAUAUUGAAAGCUGGACCUCCUGACAUACAGUUCAUAUGGCCAAACUAACGUCAGUGAAAAUGACAUUUUUGAAAGCCUGUUAAUUGAUAAAAAUGUUGUACCAUUUUUAAUUAAACUUUCUUUUUACAUUGACAUUUUUAUAUGGCAGAUAUAAUUUGGGAAAUUUCUGGAGUGUUAUUGUAGCUAAGUUUAUUUAUUCCUGAUGUUUAUUCUGUAUUCCUGUACUCAUUGUUUUCAAUGACAUUGUGCUUAAACAGUUGUCACUUUUUUAAAUAAAUUUUUGUGUGUUCAUAUAGUAUGGAAAUCACAGACAUAUAACCAUUUAUUAUUUAUCAUUACAGUGACUGAUGAGGGAAAAAAAUCAUUAGCUACAGGUUACAUACAGUGAAAUGUUUAUUUCAGUUCCUCUGUGAUACGCUGAUUGUGCCAUUAAAUAUCCUGAAACUGG